UACCCUUAAAACUUUCUUCCUUUUUUAUUAAUAAAAAGACAAUUACUUUAGUGAAAUUUCAACGCUCAUUUUACGUAACAAUGGAGCCCUUUCAAGAUUCUUUCAGGUGGAAAUAUGGCUUGCAACCUCUGGAAUACGAUGAUGCUGGUAAAGUUGUUAGUGCUUACUGCAAGUUUUGUAGAAGUGCUACUCUGACAGAUUCUUCAGUUCAUUCAUCUGAUAAGGACGAACAGGGGACUCCCUUAAAAAAAAGAAGUCAAGUGGUUGUGACAGUUUUUGAAAACUUUCAAGACAAUAAUAUCGUUUCACACUUGGAGUCGGCCCAUCACACUAUCUGGAAAAGUUUCAAGCAAAAAUCGGAAAAUGAAAAAAAGAAUUUUUUUUCAGAAAAAGACCUCUCUGGACCUAGCCGCUGUCGUACUGAAAGUGAUUCCAUGGGAGACAUAGAGAUUGAUACUGCGAACUAUUGGGGUGCGCAGACUCAGCGUUCGUUAUAUUUUUUUAAUAUUGGAAACGACCAUUUUCCCAGAGUAAUGAUAAGAGCUUUGGGCAUAUUAAAAAAGGCUGCCGCGCUCACCAACAAGCAACUCGGGCUUCUUACUUCAGAAAAGGCCCAUCUCAUCUGCACUGCGGCGGAUGAAGUAAUUGAAGGAAAACUGGAUGCACAUUUUCCUUUGCACGUUUGGCAAACAGGAAGUGGCACUCAAACAAACAUGAACGCGAACGAAGUAAUAGCAAACCGGGCCAUCGAGCUUAGCGGCGGAAAGGUCGGCUCAAAGACUCCAAUUCACCCUAACGACGACGUUAACCGCGGGCAAUCGUCCAACGACACGUUUCCGACGGCCAUGCAUAUUGCUGCUGCCGAAGUGACUGUUUACCGCGUUCUGCCAAACGUAAAGUCCCUCAGAAACGCCCUCGAAGCAAAGUCUGCCGAGUUCAAAGGUAUUAUCAAGUGCGGAAGGACGCACAUGAUGGAUGCUGUUCCUUUGUCGCUCGAGCAGGAAUUCGGCGGUUACGUUGCUAUGCUUGAUAUCGGAAUUCAACAGCUGGAAACAUCACUAAAUUUUGUUUACCAAUUGGCGCUUGGAGGGACUGCGGUGGGGACAGGCCUGAACACUCAUAAAGACUAUGCAACGAUCAGCGCUCAAUUCAUAAGCAAAUUGACGGGGCUCCCCUUUGUGACUGCUCCCAACAAAUUUCAAGCGUUGAGCGGGCACGAGCCAUUGGUUGGUCUUCAUGCGUCGUUCCGGUGCAUUGCGUCUUCCCUUCAUAAAAUCGCCAAUGAUAUCAGGUUAAUGGGGAGCGGCCCACGAUGUGGAAUAAGUGAACUUGUGUUGCCUGCGAACGAGCCUGGUAGUUCUAUAAUGCCCGGAAAAGUCAAUCCGACUCAGUGCGAAGCGCUCACAAUGGUUGCCGCUCAGAUCGCAGGAAACGACGUUGCUGUUGGCUUUGGGGCCAUGUGCGGUCAUUUCGAGCUCAAUGUUUACAAGCCGCUCAUCAUUCACAACAUCUUGCAGAGUGCGACUUUACUUGCUGAUAGUACUCGCAAUUUUGAACGCCACUGCGUGAAAGGAAUUCGUGCGAAUAAAGAAAUGAUACAAAAGCAUCUCUCCAAUUCAUUGAUGCUGGUAACUGCCCUCAACCCGCACAUUGGCUACGACAAUGCCGCAAAAAUAGCUAAACUGGCUAACUCAAAGGGAAUUUCUCUCCGCGAGGCCGCCGUCUUGAGCGACUUAUUAACUGGAGAGCAGUUCGACGAGCUCGUCAAACCAGAAAACAUGAUUUAAAACAUGAC
Messenger RNA from Zophobas morio, 1795 nucleotides. RefSeq names its product fumarate hydratase class II-like. NCBI's taxonomy places the organism in Eukaryota, Metazoa, Arthropoda, Insecta, Coleoptera, Tenebrionidae. Gene Ontology annotation, biological process: malate metabolic process; tricarboxylic acid cycle; fumarate metabolic process. Gene Ontology annotation, cellular component: tricarboxylic acid cycle heteromeric enzyme complex. Gene Ontology annotation, molecular function: fumarate hydratase activity. The record is from RefSeq and is a predicted model, not a curated record. The transcript is spliced from 23 exons. The coding region runs from base 81 to 1787 and encodes 568 amino acids.